AUGGAUGAUAUGGUCGGUAAUCACAAGACAUUCGGGGACCUCUAUCGCAGAGACAUUCACAGAGAGCUACACUCUGUUCCUCCAGCUAGCGCUCACCCCGUGGGUGUACCACAAGAUUUUCCAGCCAGUUCAUCCUUGAAUCCUGAAGCGCCAUCUUAUAAACCCACCAACUCAAGCCUAUCAUCGGAUUUCACAAAGUUCCUCCUCAAGAAAGAUCUCCUUCUAACUCGUCUAACUACCUUCAAUGAUAAACCUGAGACCUAUGCAUCCUGGAAAAACAGUUUUAAAAACAUAAUGGAGGAACUGGGAGUUACUCCAGUGGAAGAGAUUGACUUACUUGUCAAGUGGCUGGGGAAAGAUUCACAAAAGUACGCUCAAUCCCUAAAAACCUCCACAUCAAACGAUCCUAUAAGAGGUCUUCGCCGUAUUUGGGAAAGACUGGAUGAAAGGUUUGGAGCUCCGGAAAUGGUUGAGGCGGCCUUAAAGUAUAAAGUUGACAGUUUUGCGAAAAUCACCUCUAAGAACUUUAAGUCCCUGUACGACUUGACUGAUAUAUUGAGUGAAAUAGAGUCGGUGAAAGAAGACACCAAGUUCAGUUCUCUUCUGGGAUAUUAUGAUUCAUCAUCUGGUGUAACCCCUAUCGUCAGAAAACUCCCCAUGAAUCUCCAAGAAAAAUGGACUACAGCGGCUGUCAAGUACAUUGAAGAACAUAAUGUGCCAUACCCUCCAUUUUCUAUAUUCGUCGAUUUCAUUAGAAGGCUAAGUAAGACGAAGAACAAUCCGAGCUUUAUUUACGACAAGGAAUUUUCCUCAAACAAACCAAAUGAGAGAACUGGAAUUUCCGCUUUGAAAACCAAGUUUGUUGGGACGUCACUUGAGAAGCCACAAUCUGAUCCCUCUAUGAAAUGUCCAUUACAUCACUCAAAUCAUGGGCUAAACAAGUGCAAGGCUUUCCGUUUCAAGUCUCUCGAAGCAAGGAGGAAAUUCUUGAAAGAGAAUGGAAUUUGUUUUCGUUGUUGUGCAUCUACAUCACACACUAGACGAGACUGCAAGGUGGCCAUUAAGUGUGAGGAGUGUGGGAACGACAGGCAUCCGACAGCACUUCAUGUAGACUUCAGAGCAUCAGACGGGUUACCACGCUCUACCCAACCUUCAGAGAGAGAUCCCAUUGUUAAGAACUCUAGUCCUUUGACUCCUUCAGCUUUGCAUGGUGGGGAGGAAACUGUAACUGCUGAAAUACCUAAACCAGCUGCAAAGACACUGUGUACUCAGAUCCAAAAGGGAACCUUUAACGGAACAUCGUGCUCAAAGACACUUCUAGCUCAUGUGUACAGGAAAGAAAAUCCAGAGGACCGACUAACAUUAUAUGCCAUCAUUGAUGACCAAAGCAACAAAUCGUUAGUUAGCCCUGAAUUCUUCAAGCAUUUUUCAGACGUCUAUGGGUACACUUCCUACACCCUAUCUUCUUGUAUGGGUCGUAUAGAUACUUAUGGUAGGAGAGCAACUGGAUUUGUUAUAGAGUCAUUUGAUGGAAGUUGCACCCUUGACCUUCCCACAUUGAUUGAAUGUGACCAAGUACCCGAUUCGAAGGACGAGAUACCAACAUCUGAUGUUGCCUAUCACUACCCACACCUGACUGAAAUUGCUCAUCAUUUCCCAUCAAUCGAUGAGAGAGCUCAAGUGUCCUUACUGAUUGGAAGAGACUUACCUGAGGCUCAUCACGUGCAAGCCCAGAUCACAGGACAAAAAGGAACUCCCUUUGCACAAAAACUUGCUCUAGGCUGGACUCUUAUUGGUGAAACGUGUAUAGGUAAAUUCCACAGACCAGACAUUCAUGCGUACAAGACUUCAGUUCUAGGAAAUGGUAGAAGUACAAUGUUCAAACUUUGUAACAGUGAGUUUGAAGUUAAAGAGAAGUACAAAGACUUUGGCUGCACCGUAUUCCAGAAAUCCCCUGAUGACGAAAAACCAGGACUGUCUAGUGAAGACCGGGAUUUCCUAAGAUUAAUGGACAAUGAUUUCACAAAGGACUGUGAGGGAUACUGGACAGCGCCAUUGCCCUUCCGUUCGUACCGGCCAAAACUCCAAGAUAACAAGGUACAGGCGUUGAAAAGGGCCAGGAGUUUACAUAUUAACAUGGAGAAGGAUCCCUUAAAGAAGGAACACAUGUUCACCUUCAUGCAAGGUAUCCUUCAGAAUGAACAUGCGGAGAUCGCUCCCCCCAUCCAAGGAGACAAAGAAAGAUGGUAUCUCCCAAUAUUUGGGGUCUACCACCCCAAGAAACCGAACCAAAUAAGAGGAGUCUUCGACUCAUCAGCUAAACACUGUGGCGUAUCAUUAAACGACGUCUUACUCUCUGGGCCAGAUUUGCUGAACAGCCUACUCGGUGUGUUGAUGCGCUUCAGACGUGAACCCAUAGCCAUUAUGACUGAUGUACGGCAGAUGUUUUACUGUUUCCGAGUGAAGGAUGAACACAAAGACUACUUACGUUUUCUUUGGUACUAUGGGAAUGACCCUAAUGCAGAACUGAUUGAUUACAGAAUGCGUGUUCACGUUUUCGGGAACAGUCCCUCUCCGGCUGUGGCCUCUUAUGGACUGAAAAAGAUAGCAUGUCUCAGUGAAGGGACCUUCGGGGAGGAUGUUGCAAAUUUCCUACAGCGGGAUUUUUACGUAGAUGAUGGUUUAACCUCUCUACCCUCGGAGGCUCAAGCCAUUGACCUUCUUAUGAGGACACGCUCAGCUUUACACAAAGAAGGAAGGUUGCAUCUCCAUAAAAUUGCCUCCAAUUCCCGUGCAGUGAUGAAGGCCUUUGGUACUGAAGACUUGGCCAAGGAACUUAAGGAAUUGGAUAUUGGUGAGGGGGCCCUACCAGUUCAAAGAAGUUUAGGAAUCAGCUGGAAUUUAGAUACAGACUCGUUCUUGUUCUACCCAUCAUCUGAGGUGAAACCGGCCACGAGACGAGGAGUACUUUCCACUGUCAAUAGCAUCUUCGACCCUCUCGGAUUUGUAGCACCAAUUACUGUACAGGAGCUGAAAAUACCUCGAGUCUACACAAGUAUGUCCUUUGCGAGCUGUGAUUCAAAGGAGGUCCACAUGUAUUGUGAUGCAUCUGAGCAUGGUAUAGCAGCUGUAGGCUACCUACUAGCUAGGAGGAAAGACCAGAAAGAGCUGGGAUUUAUACUUGGAAAGGCGAAAGUGGCUCCCUCGCAUGGCCACACAAUACCCCGCCUCGAACUCUGUGCAGCCGUCCUAUCAACUGAAAUUGCGCAAUACAUAUCUGAACAAUUAGACAUUGACUUAAGCAAGUUCUUGUUUCAUUCGGACAGCAAGGUAGUUCUCGGCUACAUAACUAACCAAUCACGGAGGUUCUACACAUAUGUGAGCAACAGAGUGGCACGUAUACGACAAGUCACCUCACCAAACCAGUGGAAGUAUGUAUCCACAAAUAACAACCCUGCAGAUGUGGCUACACGUCCAAUGAAUGUAGCAGACUUGAAGGAUAGUAUGUGGCUAAACGGACCCCCCUACCUUUCACCCUGCAGUGAUUCUUCAGAAGAGAUUCUUUAUGAAUUGCAGAACCCUGACUCCGACAAGGAGAUUAGACCAUUUGUAACAUGUAUGAAAACCACCCAGGUUACGACAAACCUAUCACUCGGCUCACACAGGUUUUCAGAGUUCUCAGAUUGGAAGAAACUCAUUGAGUCCAUUGCGAGAUUGAAACAUGUGGCGCAGAGUUUCAAUGGACUAGGACCUUGUACAGGUUGGCAUUCCUGUAAACUCACGAAAUCAGUCCCAUCUUACAAAGAAGCAGAAAAAAUUGUGCUCAAAGUUGUGCAAAGAGAAUCUUAUCAAGAAGAAAUCAACAGUAUUCAAGAGAAAAACAUUGUUCCCUUGGACAGCUCUUUGAGAAAAUUAGACCCAUAUAUGGACUUAGAUGGUGUGCUAAGAGUCGGUGGUAGAUUAAAUAGAGGAGACCUAUAUCAAGACGACAAGAACCCUAUUAUUGUCCCUUCUCGACACCAUGUGGCCAAACUUAUCGUCGAAUACUAUCACAGGAGGUCAAGACACCAAGGCCGACACAUAACUGGUGGCGCAGUGCGUUCUGCAGGAUUUUGGAUUGUUGGCAGCAAGCGACUCAUCUCGUCAAUUUUGUACAAGUGUGUCAUAUGUCGGAAACUACGUAGAGGUGUUGAGAACCAAAAAAUGGCUGAUCUACCCAUAGACCGCACUCAACCAGGUCCCCCCUUUACAUAUGUGGGCCUCGAUGCCUUUGGACCUUGGAACAUAGUCACCAGACGAACUCGUGGGGGAGUUACAAAUUCCAAGAGAUGGGCCAUACUGUUUACCUGUUUGACCACUAGAGGUGUGCACAUAGAGGUCAUUGAGGAGAUGAGUGCCUCCUCCUUCAUCAAUGCUUAUAGAAGAUUUGUCGCACUUCGAGGUCCUGUAAAGCAGAUAAGGUCAGACAGGGGCACAAACUUUGUUGGUUCAACCAGCGACCUCAACAUCAACACCAUUAGCGUUGAAGAUGGACCUGUGAAAUCUGCCCUGUAUGAUAAUGGCACCACCUGGAUUUUCAACCCUCCUCACUCAUCACACAUGGGUGGGGUUUGGGAGCGUUUAAUCGGCGUCGCCCGACGCAUCCUUGACUCUAUGUUGUUGGAGAGUUCUAUGGUCAAGGGACAUUUAACUCAUGAAGUACUUGUGACUUUCCUUGCUGAGGUUACCGCGAUUAUGAACUCACGCCCACUCACAACAAUGUCAACAGAUCCUGAUGACCCUUAUCCACUCAGUCCGUCACUCCUGAUCACCCAGAAACCGGAUGUCUUGGUAUCACCAUUAAAUAUUGCGUUCGACUCUAAAGACAUGUACCGUUCACAGUGGAAAAGGGUACGACACCUGGCGGAUGUCUUCUGGAGUAAGUGGAAAGAUGGGAGGAAGUGGCAAAAGGACCAGAGGAAUGUUUCAGUUGGUGAUGUUGUGUUGAUGGUAGACAAACAAGCACCGCGUAUUCAGUGGCCUUUGGGCAAAGUUGUGAAAACCUUUCCAAGUGAGGACAACAAAGUGCGCAAAGCAGAGAUUCGCAUUUCAAGAGAUGGCAAGACAUCUACGUUUAUCCGUCCAGUUUCAGAGUUUGUGUUAUUGAUUGAGAACAGUGAAGUGUGA
Messenger RNA from Saccostrea cuccullata (small rock oyster), 5166 nucleotides. RefSeq lists its product as uncharacterized. Bases 1 to 5166 code for a protein of 1721 amino acids. NCBI's taxonomy places the organism in Eukaryota, Metazoa, Mollusca, Bivalvia, Ostreida, Ostreidae. The record is from RefSeq and is a predicted model, not a curated record. Gene Ontology annotation, molecular function: nucleic acid binding. Gene Ontology annotation, biological process: DNA integration. The transcript has 2 exons.